ACUGAACGUUAUUUAAAGUUCCAUUCGCCCUUUCAUGCAAUAAUAAGCAGGUUUCUGACAUGUGGGUACCUUACUAUCUAGGUUUUAAUGUUUUAUUACAUCAGCUGGUGUUUUAAUUUCCAGGGUUUGUAAUAAUUCAUGUUCUACAGAGAUGAUGUGUCGGACUACAGCAAACGUGCAUCUAUUAUAUGACCUGUGAACCAAGAGUCGCUGUUAGCCGUUAGCCGUUAGCCACCUAGCUUCGCUGCCAUUACCAGCCAGCAGUGUGGUAGCUGUUAGCACCAAGAUGGCGGCUCGGGUCUUCGCGGCUGUGCGUGUCUGACAGCAGCCUGCAGCCUCCGCGGAGCUUCUCUCCCCGUUUCUGUGUGUUAGCCUGAGCAGCUACCGGCGGCUUCGUACCGACUGUCCGCUGCAGGCUGCCUGCUGGCUCACACCCGGUGCUCCGUGUUAGACCCAGCAACCGACCGGAUCUCCUGAGGACGUAGUUUAUCCUCCGGGUUUAGUAAAAGAGUCUGAGUUUCAGUCACGAAGCCUGUCUCUGAUCCCGCUGUCAGCAGCUAGUUAGCUACCCACACAGCUUCUCUCCUGUUAGCCGGCUAGUUAGCCCCUGGAGCUAGUUAGCGGGCUAAUGCUAAUCCAGAACCCCUUAAAGACUCCCGACUGAAUUUGGAUUUGAAUCCCGCACUGAGGAUCAGGAGGAGUGAACUCACACCGUGGCGUCAUGGCGGCCGAAGCAGCGACCCCGGCGGUGCUCCAGCCCCGUUGGAAGCGCGUCCUGGGCUGGAGCGGGCCGGUUCCGCGGCCCCGGCAUGGACACCGGGCCGUGGCCAUCAAGGAGCUGAUGGUGGUGUUCGGUGGAGGGAACGAGGGGAUCGUAGACGAGCUGCACGUCUACAACACCGCUACCAACCAGUGGUUCGUCCCAGCGGUCCGCGGUGAAGUCCCGCCCGGUUGCGCCGCCUAUGGCUUCGUGUGCGACGGGACUCGGCUGCUGGUGUUUGGAGGGAUGGUGGAGUAUGGGAAGUACAGCAGCGACUUGUACGAGCUGCAGGCGAGUCGCUGGGAGUGGAAACGUCUUACGGCCAAAGCUCCGAAGAAUGGCCCACCCCCCUGCGCCCGCCUUGGACACAGCUUCUCUCUGAUUGGCAGUCGCUGUUACCUGUUCGGAGGACUGGCCAAUGACAGUGAAGACCCCAAGAACAACAUUCCAAGGUACCUGAAUGACCUAUACUGCCUGGAGCUGCGUCCAGGUUCCAGUGUGGUCGGCUGGGAGAUCCCGGUGACGUCGGGCAUGGCUCCACCCCCUAGAGAGAGCCACACAGCGGUGGUGACGAGCAGCAAGCUGAUCAUCUACGGGGGGAUGAAUGGCUGCAGGCUUGGAGACCUGUGGCUACUGGACACAGACUCUCUGGUGUGGAGCAAACCAGCCGUCAAUGGGACCGUCCCCCUCCCCCGCAGCCUGCACUCUGCCACCGCCAUCAAUAACAGGAUGUUUGUGUUUGGAGGCUGGGUUCCUCUGGUGAUGGAUGAUGUUAAAGUGGCGACUCAUGAGAAGGAGUGGAAGUGCACUAACACACUGGCCUGUCUCAACUUGGACUCAAUGUGCUGGGAGACGGUGCUGAUGGACAGCAUUGAGGACAACAUCCCGCGGGCUCGAGCCGGUCACUGUGGCGUCGGCAUCAACUCCAGACUGUACGUCUGGAGCGGCAGAGACGGGUACCGCAAGGCCUGGAACAACCAGGUGUGCUGCAAGGACCUGUGGUACCUGGAGACAGAGCGUCCCUGCGCCCCCUCUCGGGUGCAGCUAGUUCGGGCGAACACGUCGUCUCUGGAGGUGAGCUGGGGGCCGUCUCAGACCGCAGACACCUACCUGCUGCAGCUGCAGAAGUACGACAUUCAUGCCUUACCUGCCUCCAGCCCCGCCCCCACACCUGGAGCUAGCUCCCCCAAGAUCCCCACCCCCAUUGCCAUGACACCAGCUAACCAGAGUGUCCCGCUACCCAGCGUUACACUUGUCCCCUCACCUGCCACCUCCAUACCUGGAGGCGUGCCAGCCGCAACUACCAAAGCACCAGCAACCCUGAAGGUGGCAGCAGCUCCAGGCACAGUGGGUGGAGCUUCCAUCAUCACGGUGAGACAGGCCACACCCAAAUCUCCAGUUGCUGUGUCGACGGUCCCUGCAGGUGUUGGUAUGGUGGUACCUGCUCAACCCAGUCAGACGCCAACUGGCAACAGUCCUCAGAUGAGUGGCAUGGCGGCGCUGGCGGCGGCUGCUGCAGCAACACAGAAGAUCCCUCCGUCCAUGCCGGCCAUACUGAACGUCGCCGCAGGAACGUCAGUCGUGAAGACAGUCAGCGUCAGUCCAGGAUCCAGCAGUGUGAAAGUGGUGAGUAACCAAGCCACUCGAACAUUGAAGACAGCAGCUGCUCAGGUGGGCGGGGCCUCUGUCGUCUCUGCCCCUGGGACGCCCAGCCGACCAAUCAUCACAGUCCAUAAGUCGGGCACAGUGACAGUGUCUCCGCAGGCGCAGGUGGUCACCACAGUGGUGGGCGGAGUCACAAAGACCAUCACACUGGUGAACAGCCCUCUGAGCGUUGGAGGGGGCGGAGCUCUGGUUGGUAGCCUUGGCAACCUGGGCAAGGUGAUGUCGGUGGUUCAGACCAAGCCGGUUCAGAGCGGAGCAGCUACUGGUCAGGCUGGGAGCAGCCCAGUGACCCAGAUUCUCCAGGUUGUCCUUAAAGGAGCUCCAGGUUCAGCAGGUACAAUCCUCAGGACCGUCCCGAUGGGCGGAGUCAGGCUGGUGUCACCUGGAGCUGUUGGCACCAAACCUACCGUCACCACACUGGUCGUCAAGGCUACAACAGGUGUCUCCAGUCUCGGGACGUUACCAGGGUGUGUCUCCACGGUUGCUAGCACUAACGCCUCCUUGGUGAUGCCCAUCACCACCCUGGCAACCAUCACAACGUUGGCCAACCAGGUCACCAUGGCAACCGCUGCCACAACAGGACCCAAACAGGUGACUUUAAUCACGACUCCGAGCGGCGCCGAGGCUCAGCCUCUGGUCCAGGACCUGCCCGCCUCCAUCAUGGCCUCUCCGACUUCAGAAGAGCCCAGCAGUACUACAAGCACUACUACAACUACUACUGCAGAGGGAGCUGGAGGAGACACUGCAGUGACGCUGGUCUGCGCCAACCCACCCUGUGAGACACACGACACCGGCACCACCAACACGCCCACCGUUGCCACAGCGACCAUUGGCAACAGCAACAGAGCAUGCUCCAACCCACCCUGCGAGACACACGAGACAGGAACGACCAACACCACCACGGUGACGUCGGUGAGCAUGCUGCAGGUGAAUUCAGAUCUGUCCUCAGUUGUCGGUCUGAACACAGGAACCACCUGCUCCAACCCACCGUGUGAGACUCACGAAACAGGAACCACGAACACCGCCACCACUGCUGGGGCAGGAGGGGUCCGACAGGUGUGUUCUAACCCACCAUGUGAGACUCACGAGACAGGAACCACGAACACCGCCACCACCGCCACAGCUCAGCAGCGUGGAGACAGUCUGCAGGGAGACUCCACCUCUGACCCCGCCCCCUCCACAGCAGCCAAUCAGAGCAGUGCUGUCACCACGGUUACACAAGCCACACCCGUACCUGGACCAUCCAUCCCUCAGAUGUCGUUAUUGGUCGGAGAGGACAGGGCGGAGUCUGUCGCCAUGGUAAUGGCAAUAGGGGAGGGGGAGGAGCCUAUGCAGACAGAUAACAAAUCAGAGUAUAUGAUGUCAUCAGCAGCGCCAGUGUUGCAGAUACAUGUGAAGGGAAGCACACAGAUGACGUCAUCAGACGGCGGUCUUCCUCAGGAGCUGAUGUCAUCAGAGGAGGAUGGAGGUGAGGCGGUGUCCAGGACGACGGCAGCAGAGGACGCAGCUCACCAGACAACGACACAGGCUGCAGGUCACAUGGGUGGCGGUGUCUCCGCGAAUCCAUCCGUCACUCUGGUUCUGACUCAGCAGGAACUUGCAGCUCUGGCCCAACAGCAGCAGGACGUCUACCACCAACCAGAGCCAGAACCACAGCACAGUGUUCCCACAGAAGGCCUUGCCCCGGCCGACAGCCUCAAUGACCCGGCAGCAGAGAGUAACGGACACGAGACAGCGUCAUCGGCCAUAACCAGCGCUGUCGCCCGAUUGGCCAGCACUUUUGGCCCCGCCCCUACUCUGACAGCUGGCCAGGUGAAGAUUCAAACUGCCUCAACACUGACAGACAUGACCAAUGGCAUCGCAACAACUGCAGCGACGCAGCUGACGCCAGCGGUGAAAGAUUCUCUGUGGUUCGACAUCGGCAUCGUCAAGGUUACCAACAUGGUGGUCACUCAUUACUACGUCCCCCACGACGGCAGCGUAGCCGAGGACGACUCAGGUGUGCUGCAGGAUUACAGCCAGAUGAGGAAGGUGGAGCUUCAGCCAGGGACGGCCUACAAGUUCCGCGUCGCAGGAAUCAACAUCUGCGGCCGCGGUGCCUUCUCAGAGGUGUCUGCGUUUAAGACAUGCCUGCCCGGUUUCCCCGGAGCGCCGUGUGCCAUCAAGAUCAGCAAGAGCUUGGAAGGCGCCCAGCUCACCUGGGAGCCUCCCGCCAUUACGUCUGGGCCAAUUAGCGAGUACUCUGUGUACCUGGCCAUCCAGUCCAGCCAGUCCACCUCCUCCAGGCCUGGUUCCGGUCCGGCCCAGCUUGCCUUCAUAAGGGUGUACUGUGGCCCAAACCCAUCCUGCCUGGUCCAGGCCUCCAGCCUCGCCAAUGCCCACAUUGACUACACCACCAAAGCCGCCAUCAUCUUCCGCAUCGCUGCCCGCAACCAGAAGGGCUACGGUCCGGCGACGCAGGUCCGGUGGCUACAAGAAACCAACAAAGACACCAAACCUGCCGUGAAGAGACCCCUAGCUUCGGACCAUACACCUAUAGGACCAAAGAAGUUCAAAACCGACCAAUAGGACGGCUGUGAUUGUUUCCUGUUGUCUUAAGCUCCACCCUGCACCUGGGUACCAUGAAGAGGAGGAGGCGGGGCUCUGGAAACAAUGGAAAGGACUUGAAGGAUAUUUGUACAUUUUUGACCAACUGGAACUCAUCCUGUGUGUUGUUGUCAUGGAGAUGGUGUGGGGGUGGAGCCAGCUUAAGCUGAAUGCAGAUGUAGCUGAGAUCAGAUGCUGUCAGUGGGCGGAGCCUCUGCAGAGGGGUGGGGCUAACAGCUAUGUUGUAAAUGAUAGUUUCAGAAUGUUUUUCAUUUUUAUAAAGAAGUUCCUCUUCUGUGUUUCUGUUUCUUUUGUUUGUGAAUAUUCUCUGCAACAAUAAAGAUUUUUAGAGCAUUUUCGUACCAA
This is a messenger RNA of Stegastes partitus (bicolor damselfish), 5377 nucleotides long. It is a transcript of the gene hcfc1b, whose product is annotated as host cell factor C1b. Bases 722 to 4993 code for a protein of 1423 amino acids. Gene Ontology annotation, cellular component: histone methyltransferase complex. Gene Ontology annotation, biological process: regulation of DNA-templated transcription; chromatin remodeling. The record is from RefSeq and is a predicted model, not a curated record. Gene Ontology annotation, molecular function: protein binding; transcription coactivator activity. The transcript is spliced from 28 exons. Lineage: Eukaryota; Metazoa; Chordata; Actinopteri; Pomacentridae.